Leptopilina heterotoma is the source of this 1453-nucleotide messenger RNA. RefSeq names its product GPN-loop GTPase 1. The coding region runs from base 239 to 1351 and encodes 370 amino acids. The record is from RefSeq and is a predicted model, not a curated record. Gene Ontology annotation, molecular function: GTPase activity. The transcript is spliced from 5 exons. Lineage: Eukaryota; Metazoa; Arthropoda; Insecta; Hymenoptera; Figitidae.
AACAUUUCUAUACCCACGUGUUGUUUAUAAAAUGAUGAAAAGUAAAUAGUUUUGGCUGUUGAACAAGUUAUUUGAAUUGCUCUAAAAUAUUUAUUUGCAUGACAUAUAAAACGAAUUGUUUUAUUUUGAGCUUAUAUACUUGCGAAUGACAUUCUAAAAUUGUUUUAGAAUUGUGUGCAUUAAUACGAAGUUAUAACGAACAAUCAUCAGUCAUAAAGAAAAUAUUAAGGAAACUGCAAUGGAGACGGAUUCAAAUCCUCCAAAAAAGCCCUGUUGCAUUAUUGUUCUGGGAAUGGCAGGAUCUGGCAAGACAACAUUUGUAAAAAGAAUUGUUUCCGAUCUUUUUCAAACAAAUAAGCCUUAUGUUAUAAACUUGGAUCCAGCUUGUUUGGAGGUGUCUUAUCCUGUUAAUGUUGAUAUUCGAGAUACUGUUAAUUAUAAAGAGGUUAUGAAACAAUACGGUUUGGGUCCAAAUGGUGGUAUAGUGACAGCAUUAAAUUUAUUUUCAACGAAAUUCGACCAAGUUGUGAAACUCAUUGCUAAUGCGGGAAAAGAUCAUGAUUACGUAAUUUUGGAUACACCUGGACAAAUUGAAGUAUUUACUUGGUCAGCCAGCGGCUCAAUUAUAACAGACUUAUUGGCGUCCUCUUUCCCAACUAUCGUUGUCUACGUAAUGGAUACAGUCAGAAGUUAUAAACCUGUAACGUUCAUGUCAAAUAUGCUGUAUGCAUGUUCAAUAUUAUACAAGACAAAGUUACCGUUCGUCGUUGUUAUGAAUAAGAUUGACAUUGUUUCAAACGCAUACGCAGUGGAGUGGAUGACGGAUUUCGAUGCCUUCGAACAAGCUUUGGAGUCACAAACUAGUUAUAUUAGUAAUUUGACUCGCAGUAUGGCUCUUGCAUUAGACGAAUUCUAUUGCAAUUUAAGAUGCUGUGGCGUAUCCGCUAUGGUUGGGACAGGAAUUGAUGAAUUCUUCAAAUUGGUUAAAGAAGCUGAAAAAGAAUACUUGACAAGCUAUAAAGUUGAACUGGAAAAACUGCAUAAGAAUCAAGCGAAGAAAAUUGAAGAAGAAAAGGAAAUGCAACUUAAGAAUGCAAUGAAAAAUGCUAUGGGAGAAUCGGUACCACUUGUGCUGUCAGUUAAUACCGGAAGGGAAGUUUCUGACAUCUAUUUAAAACAUCCUGGGAAUGAGUCAAGCGAUGAUGAAGGAGAAGAAGAGACAAUCAAUGAUCAUGAAAAACAAAAAGAAAAGGAAGAAGAUUCAACUUUUCACAGUUUUAUUGAAAGUCAUCAAAAAAGUCAAGAUAGAAAAAAACGUGAAUUCAUGCCUGGGACAAGCAAACAAAAUUGAAAUUCCUACCAAAAAAAGUAUAAAAUACUUAUUUUUUUAUAAAGUUUUACUGUAUUUUACUUGUUUAAUAUAUUUUAUUCUCUAAUAAAAAAUUCUUCCAAA